AUGAGUGAUAAUCAGAAGGAAACGAAAUUUCCUUUACAGCAAUUCAAGCACAACGUUGUGGUGAAUUCAAAGAACGCCGAGCCGACAUGGAAGAUACUAGAGAGUGCAAUUGACGAGAUUUAUAAUCAGAACUCCAUUUCCCUUACCUUCAAUGAUCUAUAUACGCAUGCUCACAACAUGAUUUUGUUCAAGUAUGGUGAGAUGAUAUACUCAGGGAUUGUGGAAAGCAUGACUUUCCAUAUAGAUAAGAUGUUAACAGUCAUUGAGUCAGCUCAAGGUGGUUUGUUUCUUGAGGAGGUAAACAGAAAAUGGCAAGCCCAUACUAUUGCAGUAUCGCGGAUUAGAGAAAUAUUUAUGUACAUGGAAAGAACCUUUAUUGUAAGAGAGAAAAAAAUCCCGAUACAAGAGCUUGGUCUGAACCUCUGGAGGGACAUUAUUGUACAUUCUCACAGUAUCCGAACGAGGCUUCAAUCUGCACUUCUUGAACGAAUCUAUAGAGAACGAACUGGUGAGGUCAUAGACCGGUGUCUCAUGAAGAAUAUUAUUAACAUGCUGAUAGAUUUGGGUCAUUCGGUAUAUGAGGAAGAUUUUGAGAUUCAUUUUCUUGAAGAUUCAGCUGAUUUCUACAAAGCCGAGGCCCAGAAAUUGAUAGAGUGUUGCGAAUGUAUAGAAUAUCUGAUGAAAGUUGGGAGAUACUUGGAUGAUGAAAAAGAGAGAGUUUAUCGUUACUUGGAUGACAGAAGUGAAAGCAAGAUACAGAAGGUUGUGGAGGUGGAGAUGAUUAAAGAACACAUGCUAAGGUUAGUUCAUAUGGAGAAUUCGGGUUUUGCGAGUAUGCUUCUCAAUGUUAAGAUUGGUUCAGGGGCUAAGGUUGAGCCAUGCGAACAAUUGGGAAUAAUCUACAAUAUGAUCAGUAGAGUUCCCAGUGGAAUUGAAACGAUGAUAAAUGUCGUGGCCUCUCACAUCAAGAAAACAGGCAAGAAAAUCGUUACCCAUCCAGACAGAUUGAAAGAUCCUAUUAAGUUCGUGCAGUGCAUCUUGAAUGAGAAAGAGAAGUGUGAUGCAAUCAUAAGUGUGUCAUUUAACAAUCAAAAAGAAUUCAUCAAAGCAUUGAACUCCUCCUUCGAGUAUUUCAUUAAUCUGAGUCCACGCUCUCCCGAGUUCAUUUCAUUGUUUUUGGAUGACAAGCUCCGGAAGGGUUUGGAGGAUAUCGAGAUAGUUUUGGAUAAGGUGAUUGAUAUUUUCCGAUUCUUGCACAAUAAAGACAAAUUCGAGAAGUAUUAUAAGCAACAUCUGUCUAAACGUCUCCUGUAUGAUAAAACAGUCUCGGAUGAAUCAGAGAGAAGUUUGAUAGGUAAGCUGAAGUCAGAGUGCGGAUUUCAUUACACAUCAAAAUUGGAAGGCAUGUUUAAAGACAUAGAAAGUUCUAGAGAAAAAAUGGAUUAUUUCCUUCUAAAUUAUGUCAACUCAACAGAUGAUCGAAUCAUAGCUAUCAAGGUUUUAACAACUGGUUAUUGGCCCAUUCAACCAAUCCCCGAGUGCAAUUUACCUUCUGAAGUUUGUUAUUUGACCAAUAGAUUCAAAAUCUAUUAUCUUGGGAUCCAUUCGGGUAGAAGACUUUCAUGGCAAACUAAUAUGGGCAAUGCCUAUCUAAGAGCAAUUUUUGGCAAAACCCGGACAACCAAGUAUAGGCUGUAUGUGUCAAUUUACCAGAUGUGUGUACUCAUGUUGUUUAACGAUGCCACACGCCUUAGCUAUAAGGAGAUUGAGCAGGCAACCAAAAUCCCUUCUACAGAUUUGAACAAAUGCUUAAUAUCUCUGGCACACACCGGAAAUGGAGGAAGAAAUGUUCUCAGGAAAAAACCUAAAACCAAAGUUAUAGGAGAGGAUGACAUGUUUAAGGUGAAUGACAUGUUCAGGAGCAAGUGUUACAAGGUGAUGCUAGGAGGAAGGGGCAACUCAAAGCAGGUAUCAGAGGCAGAAAGCCAGAAGAAUCAAGAAAGACUUGAGGUGGACAGAAAGCCUCAGAUUGAGGCUGCGAUUGUGAGGAUAAUGAAAACAAGGAGAGUACUUACACAUAACAAUGUCAUUGCUGAGGUAACAAGUUAUCUUCAACCUUAUUUCUUGGUUCGCCUCCCAGAAAUAAAGAAUCGAAUAGAGAGUCUUAUCGAUCGGGAGUUCUUGAAAAGGGACGACAAAGACAGAAGCUUGUACCAUUACCUUGCAUGAAGAAUCAGGUUAGUUUUAGUUUGAUUAACAUACAUUACAAAAUUUUACCUUGUAUAGUUUUUAGUUUUGCUAAGAUAACACUUCUUUCUUUCAUUAAUGCAAAAUUGCCCCAAAGGGGUUUAAUCGAUGCUCACAAAUUUUUCCUCUAGUUUCAUCCUUUAUUCUCCUAUGCCCUUUCAAUUACUUCAUCAAGUUGGAUAAACCAAACUUAGGCUCAUUUGAAAACAAUCUUUCAGCCAAAUUUCUCAUACAGGCGUGA
Impatiens glandulifera is the source of this 2488-nucleotide messenger RNA. RefSeq names its product cullin-3A-like. Gene Ontology annotation, cellular component: cullin-RING ubiquitin ligase complex. Bases 1 to 2229 code for a protein of 742 amino acids. Gene Ontology annotation, molecular function: ubiquitin protein ligase binding. Gene Ontology annotation, biological process: ubiquitin-dependent protein catabolic process; protein ubiquitination. Lineage: Eukaryota; Viridiplantae; Streptophyta; Magnoliopsida; Ericales; Balsaminaceae. The transcript is spliced from 2 exons. The record is from RefSeq and is a predicted model, not a curated record.